AAGCUGUCUACGCAUUCCCCAAAGAAAUAGCAGCUGCCACCUCUUCAAAUACCCCCUAAUUUUCGACGACUCAAAGCUUCUCCUCCACUUCAUCAUGGUCGACCUCAUUCCUCCUCCCGAUCCUCGCACCCUACUGCCUCCCUUGCUCGCCUGUCUUCCGACGGCGUUUGUCUCGCCGCAGCCCCCUCCGGCCCUGCUACCCCUCUUGUCGCCCAUUCUGCGCCAACGAGUCCAAAUCUUGAGCUCAGUGAAUGUUUCUCCGACAGAUUCAUGGCUUCGGCUACUUUGCUGGGAUGCGGAACAGGCCGAGCGCCUUCAAGCCCUGGUGGAUGGCGCAAGCUUCGAGCAACAUCCUGUCUCGGGCGAGAUCGAGCUCCCCGAUGAACUCCCAGUCAGGUACCGGCGUGUGGAUGAGGAGACACUACGGUCGCGCGUGAUCCUCCCUGAUUACAGUUUGAAGGUCAUCUAUGUCUGGUGCCCCAAUGAUGAAGAAGGUGGGGGUCCAGCAUGGCGCGUGGCGGAGCUGUUGCCGCAGGAGGGCAGCGUAGAUGAUGGCGAAGUCUGGUCCGUGUCGAUUGGGGAGGCGAACGCGGAACAGAAAGACCACCUCCUACAGGAUGCCUUGAGUGCAGCAGAGCAGGCAGAGAAGCAGAAAGAGGCUGAGGAGGAUGAUGACGAUGACUACUGGGCCCAAUAUGAUGCGACUCCCGGACGAACCCCGGCGGCCAAAACGCCCGCUCCCAACCCUGUUUCAUCCCUGCAACAGUCGGAGGCGGAUUACUUUUCUCGCUACGGGGAUGUGCAGCCCGCGAUGGACAACCAUGAUCCCGAGGAGGAGCAGCCCGAGCUCGGAGCUUCCUCCCUCAACGGAGACAUGUUGGCCCAACUGCUUCGGAGACAAUUCAAUGGUGGAGAGACCGACAAGCCGGACCAUCCAUACGAGAGUUCAGCUGGCGCAGCUGCAAACGGCGAUCAUGCCAGCUUGAACCACCCCCGACCAUCCUCCAUCUCGUCUGCCAGCUCCGAAGCGGUGGCCAAACUCGAACAAGAAGCAGAGCACCAAUCGUCCUAUGAAGUCGGGGUCAAGCAGCACAUUGGCUCGAGCAUCAAGGGUCUGUUCCGGCUGGCUAAAGCUACAGGCAUCUCUCGCAGUGAAUUCCAGUCGCUCGUCCAGACAGAAUUGGAAUUGUUGAACGUGUCGGAUGGGGAAUGAGAUAUUGGACGGCGUGUUUAUCUUUUCUCAAAUUGUACAUACUGCAUUGGGUCAUGUUCAGCGUUGAGGUGCAUUGGUUGGUUGGGCGGUUGGCAUUGGAUAUCCAUGGGUAAUUUCAUCAGGAUAUGUUGGUCGAAACUUGGAAUUCCGUCGUAAUUAAACGUGAAAUCUGAAUAU
Molecule: messenger RNA, 1390 nt
Organism: Aspergillus ibericus CBS 121593
Lineage: Eukaryota; Fungi; Ascomycota; Eurotiomycetes; Eurotiales; Aspergillaceae
Exons: 1
Coding region: 95-1213 (372 amino acids)
Source: RefSeq, a predicted model, not a curated record